CGCGCCAUGCGCUUCCCAGCGCUUUGUUGCAGGACCUGGGCGACCGUCAGAAGCUCAGAAGUAUGAAUCCUGCUUUAGACGAGGUUGCUAUUAUUCAGUUGUAGCGCGCUCGAGCUUUUGCCGAGGAUCUCCGCCCGUGGCCCCACCCACUCGCGCGCACGAUCGCUGGAGGACAUCCCUCUCGUCGUCGUGUGCUGCCCGAUUUAGUUCUCGUAGAGUUUGUGUUUUUUUAACCUCCCCCUCACCCUGGCGAGGCAUGGCGGAGGUUACCGCGAGAGAUUUCUCUGUGGGGGAUGCGGCUCCAGAGAUUUUGCUGCGCGCAUCAUUGGGAGGUUUCAAAUUUCGCGGAUGUGGCGCGAAAGACCAGGAGACCGACGACACAGUGCUAGCAGCUGCGCUGCGGAUGUCUAUGCAUGUACACGAGGGCGGAUGGGCGACAGGACUGUUUGACCUGCUGUGGAUUCUCUCUCGUCAUACUUUUCGGCAAAGCUGGAAAAGUGGAACCCGGCCUGACUUUGACUCGCAACUGGUGGUGCUUUUGCAGCCCGUGAGUCCCACCAGCGCUGACAGACCAGGUCCCACUGGAGGAGUGGGCAGAGGUUCUCUCUGUUCUUCCAGCCAGGAUCCGCAGGAUUUGUCUCGGCAGAUGUUUCCUCUUAUAUAUUUCCGGGUAAUGCUCGUCCAUUGAGUGGACCAGCAGAGACGCCUCGUUUCGCAUACUUGAUUGAUGCUGCCGCUGUGUGUUUUCACUCGAUCUCCUUCCCGUGAAGCAUUUACGGGAUUUCUAAUCUUGAGUACGACCAACUUCGGGCCAGCGUGCGCCAUACCUCAUCCAAAGUGUGCUGAACGCUUUCGGCCCCGUCCCCUGUGUUCAUCGAGAAUUUGAAGCGCAUGCUAUCUAAUGGUUCGGACUCGAUUGGUCCUCGACGAAUCUCGUCUUAUCAGAUUGACGUUCUUUGUCUCGAGAGAGUUUGUCCUGGACAGAGCAGCGAGUUCCGAUUCUUCCUGUGAGUCCUCCAGCCAAAUGUGGUCAUCAAAUGGUGCUUGUCUCGUGUGCUCGCAUGGAGACAACAUAAGGGCAGUAACAAAGUCGAGCGCAAGAUAACAGAACGGUGUACUGAUGUUUUCAGCUCUUCUCGGAUAACAAACGUGGAUUUCUUUCAGUCUGCACCCUUAUGAUGCAACCGCAGGCAACUACAGCUAGAGUGGUCCAGGGUAGGCUAAGCUUGCAAUUAACCUUGACAUUUGAAACUGACACCACCAACUGGAUUUUGAUGUUUGCUUCAGCUGACACCAAAGUUGACAUUUCGUCUAUGUCAGUUCGACAAAGUGUGCUCAUACUGCAAUCAAACCUGUGACAAAGCACGAGGGUUGUACUCCAACACUAGUAUGGUCACCGCUCAGUGUCAGCCCAAACCUUUUUGCCCAGUACGAGUACGUAGCCAAUUAACGCUUCCCCGCUCGCUUGCAGAAAAUC
Messenger RNA from Marchantia polymorpha subsp. ruderalis, 1477 nucleotides. NCBI's taxonomy places the organism in Eukaryota, Viridiplantae, Streptophyta, Marchantiopsida, Marchantiales, Marchantiaceae. The record is from the annotation of a GenBank genome assembly.